This is a messenger RNA of Halichondria panicea, 1145 nucleotides long. RefSeq lists its product as uncharacterized. The transcript has 3 exons. Lineage: Eukaryota; Metazoa; Porifera; Demospongiae; Suberitida; Halichondriidae. Bases 30 to 950 code for a protein of 306 amino acids. The record is from RefSeq and is a predicted model, not a curated record.
ACUAGUGGACGAGGGAGGGAGGGUCACUCAUGACCAGCACAGCAACCCUCAACUUUGACACUCUCUACUUGUCAGACGCUGGUCAGUACAGCUGUCAGGUCAUCCUCACCUCCAGUCAGCUUGAGGGGGAACACACUGUAGCUGCUCACUACACCAUUGAGUUCAUGAGCCUGCACAUUCAACUUGGUCUGGAGGGAAUAACAAACUGCAGAGUGUACACUGAACUAGACGCUGAUAUGAAAACAGAUGACAUCACCAAUAGUCUGACACAAGGCAUUGAAAGCCAGUGUGCCUGUGGAUUUAACUCCUCCCUCAUUUUGAAUUCAUUCAUGGUUUGUUUUGACGACUCCCCUAGUCAUGUGACCUACCGAGCUGUGCUCACUGGAACAGAGAGUGUAUCCACCAUACAACUGGCUAGGCUAAUGGAACAGUGGGUUGAGAAUGAUCCAAUCGUUGUGGUGCAGAGAGCAGGCCUCAGUGUAACUAACAGUUGUCCGAUUGUCAUUGCUAACCUCAAUAAUCCAGAGUGCCCUGAGGACAUCACUAAUCGGACGCAGGUGGCUACUCCAACAUCUUCUAUAGCUAUUACCUCAGAGUCACCCACAGAGAGUGUAGUGGUCAAUGUUGGUGCAGUGGCUGGUGGGGUGGUUGCUGGAGUCUUGGCCAUUGCUGUGCUAGUACUGAUCAUAUUGCUUGUGCUGGUUAUGUUGAGGCAACGGAGGUCUGGAUCCAAGGACAUGAGUGAUGAGAGGACAGGCAGCCAACCAACACAACUACCCCCAGUGGUGAUGAGUCAUCUCCCCUCCCAUGAUUACGAGGAGUUGAGCAAACUACAAAAGGAGGCUGCCUAUGAGGUGGUGGACCAGCCACGCCCCCCUCCUCCUGCAGACUACCAGCUCUCAGCCUGUGCAGCUUAUGCAUCCACUGACUGCAACACAGAGAACAAGUAGACACUAUAAAAACACAGUCUAGUUUGUCAAUGUAGAUCUAUGUGUCACUGUUUCAUGUAGUCGUAUUGUAGUUUUAGGCCACUGUUAGUUGCAUACUUGUUUCAGAUGAGAAUACUAGCUCGACCCGAUGAGGGAGGGAGGUCUUUAUUACCCAUUAUCCCAUUAUUUGAUGACGUCAUAUCCUGUUUUUUUAAC